GGAACCUCCUCCGCAUCUCUUGGUAGCGGCCGUGUGGGGCUGGUGGCGACUCAGCUUCUUUGCCUGGGAUGGCCGCGGCUGUCGCUAUGGAGACAGAUGAUGCUGGAAAUCGACUUCGGUUUCAGUUGGAGUUGGAGUUUGUGCAGUGUUUAGCUAACCCAAAUUACCUUAAUUUUCUUGCCCAAAGAGGUUACUUCAAAGACAAAGCUUUUGUUAAUUAUCUUAAGUACUUGCUUUACUGGAAAGAACCAGAAUAUGCCAAGUAUCUAAAGUACCCUCAGUGUUUACACAUGUUAGAACUACUCCAAUAUGAACACUUCCGCAAGGAGCUGGUGAAUGCUCAGUGCGCGAAAUUUAUUGAUGAGCAGCAAAUUCUGCACUGGCAGCACUAUUCCCGGAAGCGGAUGCGCCUUCAGCAAGCCCUGGCAGAGCAGCAACAGCAAAAUAACACGUCAGGAAAAUGAAAAGCUGGAUCCAAACCAGGCUCCUAAGAGUGUACAUAUUGCUUUUGUAUAGUGAAGACAAAAAAGACUCAUCUUACCUACUUUUAUUGUGGUAGCACUUAGUACCUUUAGUGUGCUAUUUAAUCUGACUAACUUUUUAUUGUUAAUAGAUUAUUUCUGUUAAACC
This is a messenger RNA of Molossus molossus (Pallas's mastiff bat), 630 nucleotides long. RefSeq names its product mediator complex subunit 31 (gene MED31). Gene Ontology annotation, biological process: regulation of transcription by RNA polymerase II. Gene Ontology annotation, cellular component: core mediator complex; mediator complex. The transcript has 4 exons. Gene Ontology annotation, molecular function: transcription coregulator activity. Bases 69 to 464 code for a protein of 131 amino acids. NCBI's taxonomy places the organism in Eukaryota, Metazoa, Chordata, Mammalia, Chiroptera, Molossidae. The record is from RefSeq and is a predicted model, not a curated record.